This is a messenger RNA of Brachypodium distachyon (stiff brome), 1455 nucleotides long. RefSeq names its product ADP-ribosylation factor GTPase-activating protein AGD12. The record is from RefSeq and is a predicted model, not a curated record. Gene Ontology annotation, molecular function: phospholipid binding; GTPase activator activity. Bases 259 to 1254 code for a protein of 331 amino acids. The transcript is spliced from 9 exons. Lineage: Eukaryota; Viridiplantae; Streptophyta; Magnoliopsida; Poales; Poaceae.
CACGGGACCCCAUUUUCAACCCCACCUGGCUCCCCUGCCUCACGUCGCCGUGCCUCUGUUGCGCGACUACAGCCACCGAGCCACCGCGACGAAGCAGGGGAGGCGAUCGCUCCACCGCCGCCGGCGACCUCACCCGCCCCCGCGAACCCGUCGGCGGUACCCGCAUACGCCGCCCUCCCGCCUGGCCGCUCCGCGACCCCUUCCUCCGGUUUAAAAGGUUUAUUGCUGUUGUGAGUUAUCUGAGGUUGCAGUUCAAAGAUGAGUACUGCUAAUCAGUACCAACACAUCAGGGUAACCAAGCCUGUCACAGGCAAAGCAAGAAAGUUGAAGGAUCUCAUGCUAAAAAGCGACAACCGAAUAUGUGCUGAUUGCGGCGCGCCUGAACCCAAAUGGGCGUCUUCUAAUAUCGGAGUAUUUCUUUGCUUAAAAUGUGGAGAUGUCCACAGGGCCCUGGGAGCAGACGUAUCAAACGUUUUAUCUGUGAGUCUGGAUGAUUGGUCUGAUAGUGAUAUUGACGCCAUGCUUGAGGUUGGUGGAAAUUCGUAUGCAAAUUCAAUUUAUGAGGCUUUUCUUCCAAAAGAUCAUCCGAAACCUAAACCAGAUGCACCAAUGGAAUAUCGUACCAAAUUUAUAAGAGCCAAGUAUGAAACACAAGAUUUUUUGAAGCCAAGCUUGCGCAUUACCUCAAAGUCUGGCUUCGAAUCUAAUUCUGGGAAGAGUUCAGAUAGCAGUUUCUCUAGCACUUCAAGGAAUCAUGCCUCUGAAGAUUCAAGAGAAUUUUUGGGACAGCUCAACAUUACAGUGGUAAAAGGCACCCAGUUGGCUGUCAGAGAUAUGCUAACAAGUGAUCCUUAUGUGGUUUUAACACUUGGAGAGCAGAAGGCUCAAACAACGAUUAAACCGAGUGACCUGAACCCGGUAUGGAAUGAGGUGCUUAACCUAUCAGUUCCUCGAAAUUAUGGACCUUUAAAACUUGAAGUGUAUGACCACGACACUUUCUCUGCUGAUGACAUCAUGGGGGAAGCAGAGAUAGAUCUCCAACCAAUGAUCACAGCUGCCAUGGCCUUUGGAGAUCCUUCGCGUCGCAGCGACAUGCAAAUUGGAAGGUGGUUCAUGACCAAAGACAAUGCUCUGUUGAGUGAUAGCAUUGUCAAUGUUGUGUCGGGAAAGGUUAAACAGGAAGUGCACCUAAAGCUGCAGAAUGUAGAGUCAGGCGACAUGGAGUUAGAACUGGAAUGGGUUCGUCUAGAUUAAUAAACCUCACUGUAUCCCUGUUAAGUUUACUAAAAAAACCACCAUUUUUUGUAAUUUAUGCUGGACGGUUUCAAAAGUUCAAACCCUGUCUGCCUACUGAAGCUUAGCUUUUCCUCAUGGUUGAAAUUUGUAAACUGAAGAUUGUACAAUGCCUUGGUGUAAUUUGUCGGAUAUACUCAUGAAGGCUGUGGUUGUUCUUUA